Molecule: messenger RNA, 7512 nt
Organism: Larimichthys crocea (large yellow croaker)
Lineage: Eukaryota; Metazoa; Chordata; Actinopteri; Sciaenidae
Gene: gabra4
Product: gamma-aminobutyric acid type A receptor subunit alpha4
Exons: 9
Coding region: 366-2120 (584 amino acids)
Biological process (GO): chloride transport; gamma-aminobutyric acid signaling pathway; monoatomic ion transmembrane transport
Cellular component (GO): membrane
Molecular function (GO): extracellular ligand-gated monoatomic ion channel activity; GABA-A receptor activity
Source: RefSeq, a predicted model, not a curated record
GAGGGAGAGAAGCAAACAGAGAGAGAGAGAGAGAGAGAGAGAGAGAGAGAGGAUUGUUUCUUUCUCUGGAUGCCAACACCAGAAGCAGCAUCAGCACCAGCAGUGUCUCAAAUCUGCACGAGAGGUGACCGGGGUUGAGGGGUGAAGGUGCGUGUGUGAGGUGUGUGCGAGAGCGUGUGUGUGUGUGUGUGUAUGAGUGUGUGCGUGCAGUGCGUCUGGCGGAGAGACCGCAGGAGCGCGGAGAGAGGCUCAACUUGCUCCUCUCUCUGCGCCGCUUUGCCCUCGGCUCGUCUCUCUUGCUUUCCUCGGGACACAGACAUCUGGCGUGGUGACAUGUGAAGAGGCUUGAAGUAUGGCAUGCAAAGAUGGUUUCUGCAAAAAAGAAGGAGACGGUGACAGAAAUGCGCCCAGCCUUUAUUCGGACCCUCUUGUACUUUUUCUGUUUGGCGACUUGUGUGAUGAAAAUCUCUGGACAGACAAAGAAGGAUGAAAGGAUCUAUCCGGAGAAUUUUACUCGCAUUUUAGACCGACUUCUGGACGGCUAUGACAACAGGCUUCGACCUGGAUUCGGGGGUCCUGUGACUGAGGUCAAGACUGACAUUUAUGUGACAAGUUUUGGGCCUGUCUCGGAUGUUGAAAUGGAGUACACAAUGGACGUGUUCUUUCGACAGACGUGGGUGGACCGGAGGCUGAGGUACGAGGGCCCGAUAGAGAUUUUGAGGCUGAACAACCUUAUGGUGACUAAAGUGUGGACGCCAGACACCUUCUUCAGGAACGGCAAGAAGUCAGUCGCUCACAACAUGACGGCCCCCAACAAGCUUUUCCGCAUCAUGAAGAAUGGCACCAUUCUGUACACCAUGAGGUUGACGAUCAGUGCAGAGUGUCCCAUGAAGCUUGUGGACUUCCCCAUGGAUGGACAUGCGUGCCCCCUCAAGUUUGGAAGCUAUGCCUACCCUAAAACAGAGAUGAUCUAUACUUGGACCAAAGGGCCUCAGCAUUCGGUGGAGGUCCCCCCUGAGUCCUCCAGCCUCGUUCAGUAUGAUCUCAUCGGUCAGACGGUCUCCAGCGAAACGAUUAAAUCCAUCACAGGUGAAUACGUGGUGAUGACGGUCUACUUCCACUUGAAACGUAAAAUGGGCUACUUCAUGAUUCAGACGUAUAUCCCCUGCAUAAUGACAGUAAUCCUCUCCCAAGUGUCCUUCUGGAUAAAUAAAGAAUCCGUCCCGGCACGUACAGUCUUCGGCAUCACCACUGUCCUGACCAUGACGACACUCAGUAUCAGCGCACGCCACUCCCUUCCCAAGGUAUCAUACGCCACUGCGAUGGACUGGUUUAUCGCUGUGUGCUUCGCCUUUGUCUUCUCUGCCCUCAUUGAGUUCGCCGCUGUAAACUACUUCACCAACGCACAGAUCGAGCGGGCCAAAAAGAAGCCAGCCAAAUGUCCCCCGGUACCCCAAACCACGCCUGUCAAGGUCAAGGACGCAGAGGAAGUGCUGCAGCAGAAUCCUGAUACCAACGGUAACCUGAGAAAGAGGAUGAAUUAUAUUUCCCACCAAGAGGCCAGCAGUCACCAGAGAGCCCAGUCCACCAUCAACAUUUCAGGAGUGGGAAGAGCGAGACCGCUGCGACCUUUAGCCGGCGGCGUUAACGGCAGCUCCUCCACCCUCUCUCGCUGUAGCCCCAAAUCUGAGAGCCUGCUCAGCGUGGCUUCCUCCUCCGCCCAGCUGGUGAGGGGAACGCCUCAGGCUGCCGCUUCCACGCCAGACGUGAUGGCGGCGACGCCGUGCAAGCAGAACGCCAGCUCCUCGUCUCUGCAGCAUCUGCUGGGGCCCAAGCUGGAGCGCAUCCAGAUGAUGGGGAACAAACUGGAGAUAAAGCAGACGCCGUGCUCUCAGCCCACCACCGCUGGUAUGGGUGGAACCAGCAAAAUUGACAAGUACGCACGGAUCCUGUUUCCAGUGUCCUUCGGGGCUUUUAACAUGGUCUACUGGGUGGUUUACUUAUCAAAGGACACCAUGGUGGCAAAAGGUGGUUCGACUUUACUUGGCAACAAGAGUGAAGACUCAUUUCUUUUAACAGACGGGAAGCAAAUAAGGAUUAUUGGAGUUUGCAAACAAUAAGAGGAAACUAUUCUUCUUGCCAAACAGGUAAACAAAAAAGUGCUCUCGAUGCACUUCCACAUCCUGGAGAACACACUGAGAAUACAUUUAUUUUUUUCUUCCUAAGGUCCUCGAACAGCAAGCAUGGGAACAAAUCAACCGAAUUAGAAAUAUCUGACUCAACAGAAGAAAGAACACCUGCACACUGGAAUAUGCGACUGUCCUCUUUAUAUCGUGCUACGUCUGACUGUGAAGGUCUUCAUCGGCUUGUUGCCUCGUGAUCCCUUUUGACCUGCAGUCACGAUAAAGCAUGGGAUUUUUUUCAUUUUCCUAUUUUUGUACCCUUGCACCUGGCGAAAUGUUUUGGAUGCGCGUGUACCACCGUCCUGAAAUGAACUGCACCGCUAUGUAAAUGUAUACAUAAUACAUUCAGUAGGAUAAAUGGGUUUAUAUUUAUUGAUCGCAGUGUACUUCAAUUUGAAUAGAUUUGUUGCUUUGGUGCCAGCAGGCUAGACGAUGCUGAAGUUAAAUUAUUCAAGAGAACAAAAGGGACUCCGGGAGUGGGUUUCCAAAAAACUCGGCCAAAUGACGGUCAAAGUGAAAUAAAAUGAUCAGAAUGAAAGUCCCUAAACUAGGCGUGUGGAGUGGAGCUUUGCUUAGGAGCUGAUCAGCCCUGAAAUCCUCUCUUGUACAGUACCAACUUGCAAAACAUCUUCCCUAUACAAGAUGGAUUAACUAAUCUGGAAAUACUGGAAAUAAAAUUGGGGAUCAGUCGGACAGAAAGUAGUAAGUUAUUAACUCAUGUAACAGUAGGAUUUAAGCUUCUUUCCUGCCGUAAUGGAUUGCCAGAAUAGUAGACAAAGAUUGUGCAAGUGAUUAAAAUUCAGUCAUACAGAAAGUAAAGCCAUUUGUCGGUAGACCGCUGCAGCAGUAAAAUAGUGAGCUGGUUGUUUGCUUAGGGACAUUUUGGCAUGUACAGUACAGGAAUGCGACUGAACUGUUAAACGAGUGCUGCAGGGGAGAGACUCGGGAGCUGUCAUUCGCCUCCUUAAAUUGUGUCUAACAAAUGUGAGCGAGAAUUAACUUACAGUAUUUUUUUUUUUACACGUCUCGUUAUUUCACUGCAUUUCUCGGUGAAAUGUCUCAUGGGUUAACGGAUGAGGUCUUCUACGGAACGGAGCCCCGGCAGUGUGGUGUCACACAUUUUGAAGGUUGAACAAAGGAAAAGGGCAAAUCCUGAAGUAGAUCAACGCCGCUGAGUAACAUUUCACAGGCAGUGCCAGAGUUAGCUGAUGUCAGUCACUCAUUUAAGCUGUUAAUUUUGCCAGGGAGAGUUAAAGAAAUGGGAUUUACUGAAGCUGUGUUACCAGCAAGAAAAUAUCCUUACAAAAGUCUGCAGAAAAAGACACCGUGCUGCACUGUAAGCUAAAUAUUUGAGGCUACAGAUCAGUUAGAAUAAAGACUGGAAACAAAAAGGUAACAAACACCUACCAGCACCUGUAAAACUUUCCAGUUUCCAGUCUUUACGGUAUCGAUAUUCUAAUCGAAGUCUCUGCAAGAGAGCAAGUAACUUCCCCAUCAACUGUUUUUAAAUCCUGUUGAUCUCGUUGUUGAACGUAAAAAAGACGUGCCAUGACAUUGGCUCACAGUGAGACACAUUUCUGCUGUAAAUCCAACUUUUCUUUUCCCACCAAAUACAUUCAGAACCGUCGUCCUAGUAACGUAAAAAUAGCCAUAUCGAAAUAGCCAUAUUGAAGAACGCCUCCAGCGUGAUCAGGGCCGUGCACGGAUUUGCAUGAAAUGAAAGAUACUGCAGGUAACUGAAUCGGUGAAUGUGUGAAGGACGUCGUUACCUUCAUAUCACACAACAAUGUGACGUCCUCUCACCCGUAUCCUGUCCCUCUUUUGUUCUGUAAACCGGCAAAGUUGAGGAUUUAUUGUCAUUGAGUUCUUUCUCAGGACAACGUGACAUUUCCAGUGAUCACUUGCUCAGAAGUACAAAGAAAACUAUCACUAAAUACUUGCCUCCCUUGGCACCUUGGCAGACGUCUUUUACAUUACGAGAUGAUUUAUCUCAGUAUGUUUUGAGAAAUGAAACGCAGAAAUCAUCCUCGACACACAGAGUAUACUCCCUCAUGGCCUAUUUUUCUCCUCCAUUCUUCAGCGGAGUUGAAGGUUAAACAGUCGGUGGAUGAGCUCAGCUGCACUGUGCACCUCUGCAGACAGAGAUGUCAUACGGAUACGACGCGUGUGGGGGAUUCUUGAUACAGCAGGUGCCUCUAAUAGCCAUAUCACACCCAUGUUGCCAUGCUUGUUGGCCCCUCGUCGAUCAGUUAGUCUAACAGGAGUUAUGAUGCCGCCACAUCGGCGAAAGGAAAAAAAACAAAACAGGCGGGCUGAUGGACAGAUCAAGAUGCCCGCUGCCACUCACCUCUCCUUAACGCAGCCGUGUGUGAAAUUGAUUUUGCUGUUAUUACCUCCCUGUUGGCCUCACUCUCCCUCGCUCGCUCGCUCUGUGUGUGUGUCUCUGUGCAACAAAAUCCUCAUAAAAACACAGAACAUCCAUGUACUAAUGAGGACCCUGUCAACAACAGAUUGAUGUGCAGUGUUUAUGUGCUGCUCUAAAAUGUUUGCAUGAUUGAUGGAGCUGCCAAUGCCAGGUUGUGGGCUUUCUGGAGGUUUUGUUGUUGUUGUUGUUGUUGGUUUUUUUAUUUAACAAUCACGCUGCUCUGGUUGACAGACAGACACUUAAAGAUGCUCCACACGCUCGUUCUGACAUUUUGAAAGCUGACAGCGUGCAGGUUUGUGGAAAGUUUAACCAGAAGCUCUCUAUUUAUCAUUGUUAUUUCAGCUGUUUAAAUAGUUCAACAGCUUCAAAAUAGCCUUUAAAAAAAAGUGCAGAUGGUAAAAUGGGGCAUUCAUUGUAGUUUUGAGCACUUUAUAAAGUAAAUUGUGGCGUAAUGCUCCCUCUAGUGGCUCAACUGACCCCCUUUUUUUAUUUUGAACACAAUCAGGACGCUCUCUUCUUCUCCACGUUGGAUGAAGUCAUCCUGUUUGUUGCCAUUCAGGUUAAUUGACACAAUGAGUUUAAUUCAGCAUCUGCUUUUCUUGUUACAGCUGAAUGACUGUAGUAGAAGACCACAGGCUCGGGACACUUUUUCCCCAGUUUCACGUGAUCUGCUCGACUGAAAAGCCAUCGGAUUAUAACAAAACAAAAAUGAAGCAGGGAACUGUCAUUAAGCACUGACCCCAUUUACUGCAUAUGAACUAAAUAAUCGCACUGGCUGAGAUGACGUUAGUUUUUUUUAGUCCAAAAGUUUGUUUCACUUCACAGAGUUUUGCUUCUCCUGCUGACGAAGCAAAGCCUCCUUUAUGUUGACACCAUGCGGGAUUUAAGGACCCCAAAAUGUACUGGAUGUAAGGGUGAUCUGACUCACCUUGUUUUUUAGGAAGCAUACACAAAAAAAAAAAAAAAAAACUCCUCAUAACAGAGUGACUUUGAAACCUGUGUAUUUUUAUAUAAAGCAGCAAAGGGAGCAUUUGAAAUAUCCUGACAUCCAGUACUGUAAGUGACAAUAAGACAAAUUUCAGGCAGAGAAUGUGAGAAAAUCCAAUUUAAGUCAUCACAUGUUGUGUUUUGGAGUAUUUACAACAUUCAAGCACGAGCGCAGAAGAACGUGUCAUCCUAAUAUUGUGUGUAGAGUCAAUUAUUCAUAACUAAAAAGGAUGAUCUGUCUGCAAGACGUUUACUAUCAUGAAAUUUUGUUUUUAAGAUUAAUCGUGCGAGUAAGGAGCUGAGGAAAUCAAAUCAAAUCAAAUCAAAUCAAAUCAAUUUUAUUUGUAUAGCCCAAAGUCACAAAGUACAUUUGCCUCAGAGGGCUUUACAAUCUGUACAGGGAGUGACACCCUCCCUCUUAACUUUAAGACUUAUCUGUAUGUUGGUUGUUAAACUCUGUUCAUGGCGAGUCAUUUCUAACAUUUUUAGAGGGGAUGGACCACUAGAGGGAGCAGCAUGAUCAGAAUCAGAUUGGUCUCAGUGCAAAAAUGCUCAAUCAGGGAAGAUUUGCUCUUAUUGUGGCGUCUGAUUUCUUUUGAUUUUAAAGUCCGUGUAUUGUUUUAAAGAGAGAAGAGAUCCAGGGCCUUCAGCGUAAUGAGGAUUCAGUUUCAUUUCAUGAGCCACUCUCCAGAGAUUAGCACACUAACAAUGUAGGUCUACCCUCCACGUCACUAUUUUUAUCACUCAUCAGUCUUCAUGGGCGAGAAUUUAGAGAUUUAGGGUGAGCAUGGAUGUAAACACUGAAGCUUUAGCGGCAAAACCUGAAAGAAAUGGGCCUCGACUUUACUCCUAUCUUAUCAUAUGUGAUGUAAUAUUGUGUGUUUAAAGAGCUAGACACUUGAUCCUGUAUCACCAGUGUCCUACAACCUGCCGGGGGGAGACAUGCUGGGGUAUAUGUUGGUUUUAUUUUGGCUCACAUGUCGUGCAAUAAGGAAUCAUUCCCAUUGUUUUAUCAUAUCAGAACUAAUGUUACAUUUCUGUCACCAUGAUCCAUUUUUUAAUGUCCUUUAUGGCUUUUCAUGCAUCCUCUGUAUCGGAAUGGUUCCACCUCACAUAGCCCAGUUUUUGAACGCCAUAGGCCAAGAUAAUUAACACGUAGGCCCUAAUAGGAUGAUACUAAUUUGUAUUAUACUUUCUAGCGCAAGUGCAGGUCAUUUUGAGGGUUACCGAUCUUCCCAGUGAAGAAGGGCGACACGAUUCCUAUUGUUUGUUGUGCCGCGACAUUUACACACAUAAGCUGAAGAGCCUAAACCUUCUCCUCUUUUCUGCCGGUGACGUGGAACAAUGAGUUAUGAAACCCUCAAUAAUUAUACUCGAUAGUAGGAGCACCAAUUAAAGCAAUAUUUAGAGUACUAGAUAAGCCACACAAAGACAGCAAUAAUGUAAACAAAAGCAUAGAACACGACAUACAGUAUGUACACAACCUUUAAAUGGCUUCCUUACAUAAACUAAAGCUGCACCAAAGGACUCAUUACAACGCUUUUCCAUUAUGUAAGAAUUUAAGAUUAACACUUUAAUUAAUUCAACUCAUAAUCAAACACUAACAGACCCUCGAGUUGUACUAAUAUUUUAACAAGAGCGCAGAUCUUUGAACGGUCCGCAGGUGAUUUUCUGCCUCACUGAAAUGGACUUGUGAACAUGACAAAUGUGUAUUGUGUACUUAGUAUUGAUGCCACGUUGACUUUAUCUAAAAAAUGUGGUACUAACUGUACAUUUCAACUUGAACUGUUUGCCAUCCUCUCAAGUUGUUGCAGUCGAUAUGCUGAUAAAAAAAAUAUUUUUUGAACUAAUGUUUCAUUUAUUAGUCCUUAUCCAAUGCACUGUUUUGAAGAAACACGAUUAAACAUGUUAGACAAA